UAAAUCACGGGUAAUCUACAGCACUUGUUCCUUGUUUGACGUCACGAGGAACGGACCUGGGCGUAAUGUAAUACAAAGUAAGCGUGCCAUUGGUUAAGAAGUUAGCCAAUGAGUGCAGUCCAUCCCUCUUCUACUCUGGAGUGUUGCCUGAGCGGAUCAAAGUUGGUGUUGACUUUAGAAAGUUUGAGCUGCGCCUGGUUCUUCGCACUUAACGGGAUAGUCCAGAGCAACAACAGAGGAUUCUGAAGUAAUCGAUCGCUUUAAGAUUUGUAGUUCUCAUAAGUGGGGGCAGGCCGCAGGCUGUUGACUAUCGGUGCAAUGUACACUGCAGGAUUGACUCCGUUUUACGCUUCUAGCCUUGGCUUUUGGUCGGCCGCUGCUGCCUACUGUUCGGCUGGCGGGGGGUUCCCCAUGGACCACAAUGCCAAGAAGCCGUCUUUCUGUAUUGCGGAUAUUUUGCAUCAUGUUGCCAGUGGAGAGCCAGAGACCCUAGCCACCUCUUCUCUUGUAAUGACACAACACGGCUCCUCACCUCUGCGUCCCACACCAUUACCUGCCACAGAGCCCCCUUCGGCGGCCACUGAUUUCUCCUCGCGGGGCUCUCCUGCUUCUUCUUAUCAAGUUUUUCCUGGACGAGUACAGCAAAGGCCACCACCCCUCAGCAAAGAUCUGAAGUUUGGCAUUGAUCGCAUCCUCUCGUCUGAUUUUGAGCCGUGCAUGAGAAGCAAAGAAGGCAGACUGAGUAGUAUUAAAGAUCUAACAACUUUAAUGGCAGUGACCCACAACCCGGGAGUUAACUACCCCAGCCUGCAGUCUACAGGUAGUCCGUUCUUUGCAUCUUUAGAGUCUGGAGUUAGUGAUCAUUCCUCUGUUCUUGGAUCUUUAACUGGAAAUCCCAGAGGUUCAAUUCAGUAUCAGGACACCUUUCCAGGGCCUUACGCAGUACUGACGAAAGACACCAUGCCUCAGACUUACAAAAGGAAAAGGUCUUGGUCAAGAGCAGUCUUUUCCAAUCUGCAAAGAAAAGGUUUAGAAAAGAGGUUUGAAAUUCAGAAAUACGUUACCAAGCCGGACCGAAAACAGCUGGCGGCAAUGCUGGGACUCACUGACGCACAAGUUAAAGUGUGGUUCCAAAAUAGGCGGAUGAAGUGGAGACAUUCAAAGGAGGCCCAAGCACAGAAGGAGAAGGAACUGCAGCAGCAGGAGACUUCCCCUACUUCAGAGACUGUGGAAGCUGAGCUAAACCCAGGAAGUCCGCACUCUGAUGGAGAACUCAUUUCUGAAAGCUCUUGCAGUGACGUCGAGUCCCUGGAUUUGCAGGACAAAAGUGACUUGGAUGUAAGGGAACAGAAUCACAAGACUAGUGUCAUCAAAUCUGGGACAUUCCAGGGCAGCAGCAACAGUGAUGGGCCUUUAGUAGUAUCAAGUAAUAGCUUAUCUGUCUCAGAAACGUCUGUUGCAUCACCCAGUACACAAAUUAUGGUAUAAUUCUGGGAUUUACUCGGUUACGAACAAUGACAUUUCUAUGCAUAAAACACACACACGCACAUACACUUAUUUGUGAUUUGGACUUAGGUGGCUUUAAAGCCAGUGAGUUUUAUUAAUAAAAAGCACUAUAUUAAUAUGCUGAGACAAACUUUAAAUUAUAAGAAAACUAACUGGUGGUGCGUAUUUUUGUAAUAAUAUGCAAUAUGAUGUGUAUAAUACAAUGGAACAUUUAUUUGAAUUCCUCUCAAGUGUGAGAUUCACUUCAAUCUCUCAAAGACUUCCUGCUUCUGGACAUCUUGGAUAAACAAAAUGUGAAUUUUUUUUCUUCAGAGUACAAGUCUGUUGCUUCCUCUGUCAUAUUACAGGAUUUUGCACUGAAAAUAUUGUAAAUAAACAUUUUUCUCCUAUUUGUAAAA
This is a messenger RNA of Protopterus annectens (West African lungfish), 1904 nucleotides long. RefSeq names its product H2.0 like homeobox (gene HLX). The record is from RefSeq and is a predicted model, not a curated record. Gene Ontology annotation, molecular function: DNA-binding transcription factor activity, RNA polymerase II-specific; sequence-specific DNA binding. Gene Ontology annotation, biological process: regulation of DNA-templated transcription. The coding region runs from base 319 to 1488 and encodes 389 amino acids. The transcript has 4 exons. Lineage: Eukaryota; Metazoa; Chordata; Ceratodontiformes; Protopteridae.